Molecule: messenger RNA, 134 nt
Organism: Racocetra fulgida
Lineage: Eukaryota; Fungi; Glomeromycota; Glomeromycetes; Diversisporales; Gigasporaceae
Source: the annotation of a GenBank genome assembly
CAGAAGGAGGGUGUGGCGAAGUGCAUAAAGCUGUUUGGAAUAAAAAAAAUGAUGCACCACAAGAAGUGGCUAUUAAAUGUUUGUUCAAUGAUCCUUGUGACAAUGAUGAAAUUCCAGAUGAAUUUAUUCGUGAG